AUGUCUUUAGAAAUUUACCUUUGCAUAGUAGUUCGUAACAGACAACGAGAGCUUCAGGAACAAGUUGAAAAUCAUGCUUCAACCGAGACACUUGAGCUAUACUUACUCAACGAAGCUCAAUCCAUUGAACUUUUCAGAUUUUCUAUGCCAGAGAUUGAAAGGAUUACCAUGGCACUUGGCCUGGAACCAACCUGUUAUAUUUCAAAAAUAAGAGUCAGCAACAUCUUUGGCUUUGCCAUGUUGAUGUAUCGAUACAGUUCUCCCAAACGCCUUUUUGACAUGUCUCUUAUUUUUGGAAUGGAUCCAACGAGCAUAUCAGCUGUUUUGAGAGGGAUAGAAGACAUGAUAUAUGAGAAAAUAAGAUGGGGAAUUCAGUUCAAUACGCACCUUUUUCUUGGUGGUUUUUUGGAUGUUUGUAUCUCCCUUUGGUGGAAUAUUUUGAAUGAAAAAGAGCUUAGAAUGUAG
Messenger RNA from Phycomyces blakesleeanus NRRL 1555(-), 465 nucleotides. RefSeq lists its product as hypothetical. Bases 1 to 465 code for a protein of 154 amino acids. The record is from RefSeq and is a predicted model, not a curated record. Lineage: Eukaryota; Fungi; Mucoromycota; Mucoromycetes; Mucorales; Phycomycetaceae. The transcript is spliced from 2 exons.